AUGACUCCUCGGCGGCCUGGACACGACCGGUCCCAGCGACUCCCCAGCGGCACGGAUUCGCCUGGGCCCAUAGACUUGCAGCUCCUCAGGCGAGCGCUCCUCGGAGAUGCAGCCAAGAACCAGGUCGCCAUGAGCCCCGAGCUGAGCGCCUGCGACCAGGUUGCCAUGCGGCCUGGGCUGCCUGCUGGAGUCAAGUUUGAUCCUUCUGAAUUGGAGUUGCUUGAACAUUUGGAACAAAAAGUUGGCCUCGGAGAUUCAAGACCACAUGUGCUCAUUGAUGAAUUCAUUCCAACUAUAGACAAUGAUGAGGGAAUCUUCUAUCUCUUGGCACUUCCAUUCAUGGUAUUAGGAAAAUCCUUUAUGCUAUCUCUCGGUACCUGCAAGCAAUUGUCUUCUGUCUUAUUCUCUAGAAUGUAUAUGGAUGAUGGCUUGGCUGAUAUGUAUGAGCUGUGA
Messenger RNA from Miscanthus lutarioriparius, 453 nucleotides. Lineage: Eukaryota; Viridiplantae; Streptophyta; Magnoliopsida; Poales; Poaceae. The record is from the annotation of a GenBank genome assembly.